GCCGCGGGAGCCGCCGGGCCGGCGGGGAGAGGCCGCAGGGCAUGCCAGCCGCCUGCCCCGAUGUUUCCCUGGAGCAAGUGGAAGAAGAGGAUGGGAGCGAGCGCCUCCUCCUCCAAGAGACCCGUCUUCGACGAGCGAGAGGACGUGAACUUUGACCACUUCCAGAUUCUCCGGGCCAUUGGGAAGGGAAGCUUUGGCAAGGUGUGCAUCGUGCAGAAGAGGGACACGGAGAAGAUGUACGCCAUGAAGUACAUGAACAAGCAGCAGUGCAUUGAGAGAGAUGAGGUGCGCAACGUGUUCCGAGAGCUGGAGAUCCUGCAGGAGAUCGAGCACGUGUUCCUGGUCAAUCUCUGGUAUUCCUUCCAGGAUGAGGAGGACAUGUUCAUGGUGGUGGACCUGCUCCUGGGAGGCGACCUGCGCUACCACCUGCAGCAGAACGUGCAGUUCACUGAGGAGACAGUCAAACUGUACAUCUGUGAGAUGGCGCUGGCCCUGGACUACCUGCGGAGCCAGCACAUCAUCCACAGAGAUGUAAAACCAGACAACAUCCUCCUCGAUGAACAAGGUCAUGCCCAUUUAACAGAUUUUAAUAUUGCAACCAUCAUUAGGGACGGGGAAAGAGCGACAGCAUUGGCUGGGACAAAGCCAUACAUGGCCCCAGAGAUUUUCCACUCCUUCCUGAGCGGCGGGACGGGCUAUUCCUUCGAGGUGGACUGGUGGUCCCUGGGCAUCAUGGCCUACGAGCUGCUGCGGGGCUGGAGGCCGUACGACAUCCACUCCAACAACCCCGUGGAGUCCCUGGUGCAGCUCUUCAGCACCGUCAGCGUGCAGUACUCCUCGGCCUGGUCCAAGGAAAUGGUCGCGCUGCUGCGCAAGCUGCUGACGGUGAAUCCUGAGCAUCGCUUCUCCUGCCUGGCGCACAUCCAGGCCUCGGCCCAGCUCUCGGGCGUGGUGUGGAGCGACGUGAGCGAGAAGCGCGUGGAGCCGGCCUUCGUCCCCAACAAGGGCCGCCUGCACUGCGACCCCACCUUCGAGCUGGAGGAGAUGAUCCUGGAGUCACGGCCCCUGCACAAGAAGAAGAAGAGGCUCGCCAAGAACAAGUCAAGGGAUAACAGCAAAGACAGCUCGCAGUCUGAAAAUGACUAUCUCCAGGAAUGCCUUGAAGCUAUCCAGCAGGACUUUGUCAUCUUCAACAGAGAGAAGCUAAAGAGGAGCCAGGAGCAGCCCAGCGAGUCCGUGUCUGCCUCUGAGAGCACCGAGGAGGCCGAGGCCGAGCCCCUGCACAUGUGCAGCUCCGUGUGCUCCUCGGGCAGCAGCUAGGCCGGGGCGGCCGCCGCCCUCACCUGUCCUCAGGUGCGCCGAGCACCCGAGCCCGCCGGACAGCACCGGCAGCUGCCCCGAGACUGGAGCACGCCAGAUUCACACAGGACUGCCCCUGCCCGUGGCGUGGAUGGCCAGCCCAGGAGCCAGAUUCACACCGGACUGCCCCGGACCAAGGAUGGCCAGGCCAGCCCAGCCCAGCUGCCCCCGAGAGCUGCAGCAAGCCAGAUUCACACAGGACUGCCCCGGCCAUGGCUGCCUGUCGGGGAAGAUAUGGCCUAUGCAACUUGUCAGGAGGAGAUCAACUUAUUUAGUCUUUCUGUUUUUGUGUCAGGUUGCUGAUCCACACGUUUUUAAUGCAGUGAGAGGACAAGGAACGAAGCCAUGUCCUUGGGCCCCACGGGGAGAGACAAGGAGCAGGGAGGAAGGCCGAAGAGGUGGUAUGAGCUUGGCUUUGGCACUCCCUGUUCACAAAUGCUGCUCUGGGGAUGGGUAAUCCCUGUGCAAACCAGAGCAGCCCCAGGGCUCUGGCACCAGCUCCUGGGAGCCUCCAGCUGCUUGGGUCCUGCAGCACAAGGGUGUCCCAAGCACCUCAUUGUCCCUGUGUCACCUGUCAGUUCCUUCAGAUUCAAGGCAAAUAAAUGUUUUGUGUGCACUCCACG
Messenger RNA from Melospiza melodia melodia, 1982 nucleotides. RefSeq names its product serine/threonine kinase 32C (gene STK32C). Gene Ontology annotation, molecular function: ATP binding; protein kinase activity. Bases 61 to 1320 code for a protein of 419 amino acids. Gene Ontology annotation, biological process: protein phosphorylation. The transcript has 12 exons. The record is from RefSeq and is a predicted model, not a curated record. Lineage: Eukaryota; Metazoa; Chordata; Aves; Passeriformes; Passerellidae.